AUGCCUCUCUCCAAUAAAAUACUUGUAACCAUGCUUUGCAUACUCCUCCCCACCUCCCUUUCCUUGAACCACACUCCAGAGAACAGAGAAUACAAGGAGAAGGCUAGGGAGAUGUUCCAGCACGCGUACUACGGCUACAUGGAGCACGCUUACCCUGAAGACGAGCUGAAACCGCUGAGUUGUAGAGGUCACUCCACGUGGGGUAACGUCUCCCUGACUCUCAUAGACUCGCUGGAUAGCUUAGUGGUCCUGGGUAUGCACAAGGAGUAUAGAGAGGGGGUUAACAAGAUCAUCCACAACACUAACUUCUCCAUUAAUAAGAAUGUAAGCGUGUUCGAGACUAACAUCAGAGUAGUGGGGGGACUGUUAUCUGCUCAUCUGCUGAUGGAGAGAGGAGGGAUGGAGCUGCCUGAGGGCUGGCCCUGUGCUGGUCCCUUAUUAGAUCUAGCUGUCGACAUUGCCAGCAGACUCCUCCCCGCCUUUAACACUCCCACAGGUCUGCCGUACGGGACUACUAACCUAAUGUAUGGAGUACCUAAGGGAGAGACCACGGUAACAGGGACAGCAGGGUGUGGCACCUAUCUUAUGGAGUUUGGCAUGUUGUCCCGCUUAACAGGCGACCCAGCGUUCGAACAUGCAGCGCGUCGUGCGCUCAAUGUGCUCUUCAACGCAAGGUCUAAAAUAAAUCUUGUCGGUAAUCACAUAGACAUUUCCAGAGGGGAAUGGAUAUUCAGAGAAGCAGGGAUCGGUGGUAACGUGGACUCCUACUACGAGUACCUCCUCAAAGGUGGACUUUUCUUUGAAGAUUUUGAACUCCUCAGUCAGUUCAAAGUAUUGUACAACGCAGUGCUGAAGAAUUUACAGCAUGAUUUCUGGUAUAUCUGGGGUAGCAUGUUCAACGGUAAUCCCACCCUACCGUCCGUAUCCACACUGGAUGCUUUCUGGCCGAGUCUACAAAUUCUAAUUGGGGAUAUUAAGAGUGCGGCCCGGACCCUCUCUAACUUCUACUCGCUCAUCUCACACUUCGGCUUCACUCCAGAGAUGUUUAGCUUGCUGACCGGAAAGGUAGCACCCGGCAGUGAGAUAUAUCCUCUUCGGCCGGAAUUUGUAGAGAGUUUAGUGUAUAUGUACCAGGCAACUGGGGACCAGAUCUGGAGGAAUAUGGGUAAACAGGUGCUGGACAGUAUAGAGCUGAGCACCAAGACUCCGUGCGGAUAUGCUACUGUCAGCAAUGUAGUGACUCAUCAACUAGAGGAUAAGAUGGAGUCUUUCUUCCUAUCGGAGACCACCAAAUAUCUAUAUCUCCUCUUUUCGGAUGAUCACUGGAUAUUUGAUAAAGGAGUAUCAGGGAAGAUGAGUGUGAUGCCGGAUGAGGAGGGUAACUAUGGUAACUAUGAGGAGGGUACGCACCACUACUAUACAGGCUACAAAGUGUGCGCUCCCAAUAGUUUCGGUUACACCUUUACCACAGAGGCGCAUCCGUUCCCUGCUGGUGUGCUAGGUUGUUGCUAUCCCAGACAGAAAGUCAAGGACAAUCUUCUAGAAAAGAUCUACCAGAACUCCACUGAUGAACCUCUAAAAAGCAGCAUAUUCGGGCUACCAAACAGUAUCUUGAAGUUAAUGUACGGAGAACCUAGAUUGAAACCAGGGGAGGUUUCAUCGCGCGAGUCUUAUGUGUGCAGCCGAGUCCAACGUUUCCUUGUCAAAACAGUAAGGGCUAAAAAAGAGUGUUUGUUGUGGGAUGAACCCUCAAUUUACGGAGAUGUGCGGACACACAACUGUCCUGUACGGCCGUGGUAUGCCAAGUAUGAGAUAUACGGAACUGAGUGGUCAAAAUUGUCCAGUAAAAAAGCAUUUAGGGUAGUAAAUAAAAACAGCAAGAAAUGAUGCUUUGAGUUUUUGAUUAAUUUUAAUUCGAUUUCGAUGACGUUUUAUCAUCAAUCGCUGAAUUUUUAGUUUUUAAACAUCUUCGAAGAUAUACCAAUUAAUUGUCCUUGAAUAUUCUUUUGCUGGUUUAUAAAAUAAAAAAUGCCUCAUGUAUUAUUUGAAAAAACAUUGUUA
Bolinopsis microptera is the source of this 2061-nucleotide messenger RNA. RefSeq names its product ER degradation-enhancing alpha-mannosidase-like protein 2. The coding region runs from base 1 to 1887 and encodes 628 amino acids. NCBI's taxonomy places the organism in Eukaryota, Metazoa, Ctenophora, Tentaculata, Lobata, Bolinopsidae. The transcript has a single exon. The record is from RefSeq and is a predicted model, not a curated record. Gene Ontology annotation, cellular component: membrane; endoplasmic reticulum. Gene Ontology annotation, molecular function: mannosyl-oligosaccharide 1,2-alpha-mannosidase activity; calcium ion binding. Gene Ontology annotation, biological process: carbohydrate metabolic process; endoplasmic reticulum mannose trimming; mannose trimming involved in glycoprotein ERAD pathway.